This is a messenger RNA of Eutrema salsugineum, 1550 nucleotides long. RefSeq names its product transcription termination factor MTERF6, chloroplastic/mitochondrial. NCBI's taxonomy places the organism in Eukaryota, Viridiplantae, Streptophyta, Magnoliopsida, Brassicales, Brassicaceae. Gene Ontology annotation, biological process: chloroplast organization; regulation of DNA-templated transcription. Gene Ontology annotation, cellular component: chloroplast. Bases 154 to 1332 code for a protein of 392 amino acids. Gene Ontology annotation, molecular function: double-stranded DNA binding. The record is from RefSeq and is a predicted model, not a curated record. The transcript has 2 exons.
AAUAUUAAUUUUGGCUUUCGCUUCCGCACAGUCGUCGCAACCCUCGUGGUCCGAAGUCGCUGUGCGCAUCACACCAACUCUCUUUCUAUCUCGGGUUCUUGUAUUGCCUGAAAUCCAUGGUGUUUACACAAUCUGGUGCUAAUAAUCUCUCGAAUGCAAUCAACGGGGAAGAUAAAUGUCUUAGCUGUUAUCAGGUUACUGUUUACUACUAGCUCGAGCUUUGUCAGAAAUGCUGGUUUCAGAAAUUCCUUAUCUGCUACCAUCACCACCAGGUGUUCGACCGUAUGCCUGAACGAAGCUGAAGGAUGCAUUGACGGCUCUGAUCAAUCGGUAAACAAAGUCGAAUGUGUUCAAGUGAGACAGGUUCUUAGCCCCUUGGAAGUUCUACGAAAAUGGGGUUGUAACGAGGAUGAAAUAUCAAAGCUUUUCAUUCGUAGGCCGUCUUUGCAGAGAGCCAAUGCUGCUCAGCUAGAGUUUCAACUAAGCCUUCUUACUCCAUUGGGCAUCACAUCAUCCGACCUUGUGAAGAUUGUUAAUUGCCGUCCGAGGUUCUUUAACCGUCGUGUUCACCUUGUCCUUGAUGAAAGGAUCAACUAUUUCAUGGAGGUUUUGGGCUCAAAGGAGGUGUUGCGCAAAGUCAUUAUCCGGAACCCUUGUCUCGUGUUGUAUGACCUCGAUGAAAAGAUCAAACCCGCGAUAGAGUUCUACAAAGGGUUGGGCUUUAGCCAACAGGAUCUCGUCGCAAUGUUUAUAUCCCGACCCACGUUGAUUCCAAGGACAAAUUUUAGCAAGGAGAAGUUUGAGUACAUCCAGAAAACUGGGGUCACCAGAGACUCCAAGAUGUUCAAAUACGUUGCAGCCAACAUUGGGGUUUCGAGGAUGGAGACAAUCAAAGAGAAAGUCGCAAACUUGGAAAAGUUUGGGUUCUCCGAAGACGAGGUUUGGCAUCUGUGUGGAAAAUGCCCAAUCCUUCUUACUGUAUCAGUUGAGAAAGUUCAGAGAAAUAUGACUUUCGUCAUAGCCUCUAUGAAACUUCCAGCUCGUUCAGUGCUUAAGCACCCUUUCUUGCUUCUCUUCAACCUCGAGACUCAACUAAAGCCUCGUGUGGAACUCGUGAAGAGAGUAUUCGAUAUGGGUCUAAAGCCGCUGGUAGAAGAAGUGAAAAUUGCCACAGCGCUAAGGAUGAGCGAGAAACGGUUCUUGAAGGUUUAUGUAAUGUGUCAUCCAAAAGGUGUUGCUGCUGAGUUGAUGGAAGUUUACGAGAAAGCCAAAAGUAUGAAACGUUUGGCUGAGGAAUCCAAGAAGUACGUUCGUAAAGGAUUCCCCUUUUGAAUCUAAUAAUUUUGAUCAAUCAAUAAUUCUUCCAUUCUGUUUUCUCCUAAUUUGUACAAGGUCACAUUGGAAUUGAGUUUUCUUUACUAGUUUGGUUUCUGAAUUGGUUUUUUCGGUUCUGUUCAGAUUAGUUUAAUCGAAUUAGUUUGUAAUCACGUUAUGUCCAAACGUGAAGAAAGGCGUUCUGUGUAACUAAUAUAUUUUUGACUUUUAGCUCA